AUGACUUCAAACUCGGAUCUACCCGAGACCCCGCCUGCAGCAGAAGCAGAAGCAGACUCAGAGCCAGCUACAGAAAAGCCUGGGAAGCGAAAUGCGUUCACCGAGUUAAUGACGUCCAGGAGCAAAAAGUCGAAACAAGCCGAACCCCAGAAACCUAGACGCCAUACCACCUUUUUCCAAACGAGAGACGCCUUAGGGCUUUAUAUUGAGCGACCAGAAACCUACCCGUCAUCUGUUGUGGUCUAUUACAACGAUGACUUUGUCGCGAUACACGAUCGAUUCCCGAAAUCUUCUCUACAUUUGUUAUUACUCCCCCGCGACGCAACCAAGUUCUACCAACACCCCUUUGACGCCUUUGAGGAUAUCGAGUUUCUACAUAAGGUUCAGGAGGAGGUCAAAAAGCUACGCGCAUUAGCAGCGCGGGAACUACAACGUCGAUACGGGAAAUUCUCAUUGCAGGAAAAAGCACGCCGUGAAGCAAUGGAACAAGAUCCACCGCCGGAUGAAUUACCCCCUGGACGAGACUGGGAGAAAGAGAUCAUGACGGGGAUUCAUGCGCAUCCAUCCAUGAACCAUUUACAUAUCCACGUCAUGUCUGUGGAUCGGUAUAGUGGUUGGUUAAAGCACCGUAAACAUUACAAUAGUUUCUCGACGCCGUUCUUUGUUCCUAUCGAUGACUUCCCUUUAGCUGCAGAUGAUGUCCGGCGUCAUCCAGGUAAGCAGGGCUACUUGAAUAGGGACUUUCAGUGUUGGAAAUGUUCUCGAAAAUUUGGGAACAAAUUUCAGCAGCUCAAGCAGCAUCUCGAGGAAGAAUUUGAAGUAUGGAAACAUUUAUGA
Molecule: messenger RNA, 837 nt
Organism: Talaromyces marneffei
Lineage: Eukaryota; Fungi; Ascomycota; Eurotiomycetes; Eurotiales; Trichocomaceae
Exons: 2
Coding region: 1-837 (278 amino acids)
Biological process (GO): double-strand break repair; single strand break repair
Cellular component (GO): nucleus
Molecular function (GO): single-strand break-containing DNA binding; DNA 5'-adenosine monophosphate hydrolase activity; mismatched DNA binding
Source: RefSeq, a predicted model, not a curated record